Molecule: messenger RNA, 435 nt
Organism: Rhagoletis zephyria (snowberry fruit fly)
Lineage: Eukaryota; Metazoa; Arthropoda; Insecta; Diptera; Tephritidae
Product: netrin-B-like
Biological process (GO): tissue development; dendrite development; animal organ morphogenesis
Cellular component (GO): basement membrane
Source: RefSeq, a predicted model, not a curated record
UGUGUCAAUGUAAUGGACAUGCGCGUCGUUGCCGUUUUAAUUUGGAACUUUACAAGCUGUCUGGCCGUGUUUCGGGAGGAGUCUGCUACAACUGUCAACACGACACCACCGGCCGUUAUUGUCACUACUGUCGCGAGGGCUACUACAGGGAUGCUACCAAACCGGCCAAUCAUCGCAAGAUCUGCAAACGCUGCGAUUGUCACCCUGUAGGCUCCACAGGCAAAACCUGCAAUCACCUAAGCGGUCAGUGCCCUUGCAAAGAGGGUGUAACUGGACUGACUUGUAACCGAUGUGCGCGCGGCUAUCAACAGACCAGAUCCCAUGUGGCGCCAUGUAUAAAAUUACCGACCAAAGCGAAUAUGAUACAAGCGGAGAGUGCAGUGAGCGAGUAUCGCGAACCAGGCGGAGCCGAUGAUGAAAUGAAAAAAUGUGAGU